This is a messenger RNA of Rubroshorea leprosula, 988 nucleotides long. The record is from the annotation of a GenBank genome assembly. NCBI's taxonomy places the organism in Eukaryota, Viridiplantae, Streptophyta, Magnoliopsida, Malvales, Dipterocarpaceae.
ACUGUGCUCUGGCUUUUGCUUUAAAAUUCACUUGCCUGAUUAUUAUGUCAAAGCUAGUUUCAUUUUGCUAGAACUAUCUGAGCAGACUUCUUUACAUGAAUUUGCCUCUUUCUUCAGGACUGGCUUUGAAGAGGACAAGAACUUCCAUGUUGUUCUAAAUUCUGUCAUAGCAGGGCGCUAUCAUGUUACUGAGUAUCUUGGAUCUGCUGCAUUCAGCAAAGCCAUACAGGCACAUGACCUGCAUACGGGCAUGGAUGUUUGUGUGAAAAUCAUAAAGAACAAGAAGGAUUUUUUUUAUCGAAGUCUCAAUGAGAUAAAGCUUCUCAAGUAUGUCAACAAGCAUGAUCCUGCUGAUAAGUACCAUAUUCUCUGGCUGUAUGAGUACUUCUACUACCAGGAAUAUUUGUUAAUUUGUAUGUGAACUUAUCAAGACAAACUUAUACGAGUUUCAUAAAUUUAAUAGAGAAUCAGGGGGUGAGGUUUAUUUCACAAUGCCAAGAUUACAGUCAAUUACCAUUCAAUGUUUGGAGGCACUUCAAUUUUUGCAUGAUCUUGGUCUUAUACAUUGUGAUCUAAAGCCUGAAAAUAUAUUAGUGAAAAGCUACAGUAGAUGUGAGGUCAAGGUCAUUAAUCUUGGGAGUAGCUGUUUUGAGACAGAUCAUCCAUGUUCUUAUGUUCAAUCGAGGUCGUAUCGUGCACCAGAGGUUAUCCUGGGGCUUCCAUAUGAUAAGAAGAUAGACAUCUGGUCACUUGGCUGCAUCUUGGCAGAACUUUGUACUGGCAAUGUAAGUUUUAACAUAUGAAUUAAGAGAUGCCUAGAGUUCAGCUAGACUCCUGUAUCUCAUGCCAAUCUAUAUCACUUGAAGCUAUUGCAACUGAUCACUUUGAAACUUGCAAAUUGGUAUCAAUGAAACUUUGGUGUAGGUCCUUUUCCAAAAUGAUUCACCAGCAACAUUACUUGCAAGGGUUAUUGGAAUCAUUUGUCCCA